Messenger RNA from Emys orbicularis (European pond turtle), 1752 nucleotides. It is a transcript of the gene GLB1L2, whose product is annotated as galactosidase beta 1 like 2. NCBI's taxonomy places the organism in Eukaryota, Metazoa, Chordata, Testudines, Emydidae. Gene Ontology annotation, molecular function: beta-galactosidase activity. The record is from RefSeq and is a predicted model, not a curated record. The transcript has 18 exons. Gene Ontology annotation, biological process: carbohydrate metabolic process. Bases 16 to 1752 code for a protein of 578 amino acids. Gene Ontology annotation, cellular component: vacuole.
UUCCGCCUUGAAGGCAUGCCCUUCCGCAUCUUCGGGGGCUCCAUGCACUAUUUCCGAGUCCCCAAGGAAUACUGGAGAGAUCGCAUGGUUAAGAUGAAGACAUGUGGCUUGAACACCCUCACCACGUAUGUGCCAUGGAACCUUCAUGAAGCAGCGACUGGGAAGUUUGAUUUCAGCGGAAACCUGGAUCUAGAGGCCUUCCUUACCUUGGCAGCUGAAGUUGGACUGUGGGUGAUUCUGCGUCCAGGACCCUAUAUCUGCUCUGAAUGGGAACUUGGUGGUCUUCCCAGCUGGCUACUCCAAGACCCAGAAAUGCAACUGAGAACAACCUACAAGGGCUUCACGGAGGCUGUGGAUGCCUAUUUUGAUCACUUGAUGGCCAGAGUGGUCCCUCUUCAGUACAAGAAAGGAGGCCCCAUCAUCGCGGUGCAGGUGGAGAAUGAAUAUGGUUCCUACGCCAAAGACCCUCAGUACCUGACCUACAUUAAAAUGGCCCUGUUAGACAGAGGGAUUGUGGAACUGUUAAUGACUUCUGACAACAGGGAUGGACUGUCCUCUGGCUACGUGGAAGGAGUUUUGGCCACUGUUAACUUUCAGAAGGAUUCCAGCUUCCUGGACUAUCUGGACACAGUACAGCAAAAUAAGCCGAAGAUGGUGAUGGAGUAUUGGACUGGAUGGUUUGAUAGCUGGGGUGGCCCUCAUAAUAUCUUUGAUGCAGAUGAUAUGGUGAAUUCUGUAGCAGAAGUCCUCAAAACAGGAGCAUCCAUCAAUCUCUACAUGUUCCAUGGGGGCACCAACUUUGGCUUCAUGAAUGGUGCUCUGGAUAGUGAUGAGUACAAGCCAGAUGUCACGAGUUACGACUACGAUGCGGUGCUGACAGAGGCUGGAGACUACACGUCCAAGUUCUUCAAACUCCGUCAACUCUUCACCAAGAUCAUAGGGCAGCCUCUGCCCCUCCCUCCUAUGAUCACAGGCAAAGCAUCAUAUGGCGCAGUCCUGCUGCCGCAGUAUGUCUCUCUCUGGGAGGUGCUGCCAUCUAUUGUAGAGCCCGUUAAGUCAGAGUUCCCGGUUAACAUGGAGAACCUACCAGUGAAUGAUGGCAACGGGCAGGCCUAUGGGUAUACGCUCUACGAGACGGUCAUAUCUGGCGGAGGACAGCUGCAUUCCAGGGACAAUGUCCGGGACCGAGCACAGGUGUUUGUUAACACUGUGUUCGUUGGAUUCCUUGAUUACAACACCGUGGAGCUGUCAAUUCCCGAAGGACAGGGCUUCAGGCAGCUCAGGCUUUUGGUAGAGAACUGCGGGCGUGUCAAUUAUGGACUUAUGCUGAAUGAGCAGCGGAAAGGCUUAAUUGGUGAAGUCUUCCUGAAUAAAACUCCCUUGAGGAACUUCAAGAUUUACAGUCUGGAGAUGAAACCUGGCUUCAUGGAAAGCUUGCGAGGUGUUACUGCUUGGAGCACGAUCCCGGAUUACGCCGUGGGUCCUGCAUUCUUCCGAGGAAACCUGCAAGUGCAAUAUCUGCCUCAGGACACUUUCCUGAAACUUGAGGGUUGGGAAAAAGGAGUUGUGUUUGUCAACGGAGAGAACCUAGGACGCUACUGGAAAAUCGGACCCCAGGAAACACUCUACCUCCCUGCAACUUGGCUGCAGCCUGGGAACAAUGAGAUUAUCGUUUUUGAAGAGCGCACCGCAGGCCGGAUCAUACAAUCUGUAGAUAUGCCUUAUCUAGGAAGGACCCACUAUAUGGACUGA